CCUAGCAAGCCACCUUUCCCCCGUUUCCUUUUCUCUGCUCCACUCGUCUCUUUCAAAUAAUCCACUUCCCCACACAAAACCAAACCAAAAAAAAAAAAAAAACCCUCGCUUUUCGUUAUUUCUUCUUCAAUUCUCUGCUACAUUUCCCUUUGAUCAAGUUCUAUCCUUUUUUUUUAUUCUCUUUCCGUUUCUUCUCUUCAAAGAAAACCCGGUUUUUCCCACUAUUUUCUAUAAAGCUUAAUUAUCCAAAGAAUCAUCCUUUUAUUUAUUUAUUUUUCUACUCGAUCCGAUCUUUACUUUGUCCACCAUCUUUCAUCAUCUUGCUCUUUAUUUCCUCAUAGCUUGUUUCCUUUCUUUUCAAUAGGUUUCUCUCACUGUAUUUGCCUGUUUUUAGUAUAAAUUCUAAGUUCCAAGCUUGUUUGUUUACAAUCUUCAAGAGUUUCAGCUUGUUUUAUUGUUUUAUAGAAAUAAACUCUCUCUCACUCACUCUAAAGUUUUAUACUUAAAGCCAAAAAAAAAAAGAAGAAAAAAACAGAAACCCAGAUUUUCCUCCGUUGUUCUUUUUCUAGAUUCUCUUGAUUCUUUAAAAGAUUGUACUUUUAGAUUCUUCAGUUUAUGCUGUUGAAAAAAAAUAUUGAUUAUUGAUUCCCAAGUAAAUGAUUCUGAUUUUAAUGCUCUCUUAAGCGUCUAAAACUCUUCACUUUCUGCGGUCAGUACUCUCUCUUCUUUAGUUUCAUAUUUCUUUAAUUUCCAAUAUCAAAAAUUUUUCUUUUGAGUUAAAAUUGCUUUUUUUUUUUCUUAGAUUUUGUCAAGUAUGGAAACUUUGUUUGCAACUUCUUUUAUGUUGGAUUUGGAUUGGUUUGAUGAAGAGAGCAACAGCACAUAUUGGACUAAAGAGGAAAACAAAAUUUUUGAGAGUGCUUUAGCAAUAUAUGGUGAAGAUGUUCCUGAUAGAUGGAUAAAAGUAGCGGCAAUGAUACCUGGAAAGAGUGUUUCGGAUGUGAUUAAACACUAUAGGGAAUUGGAAGAAGAUGUUUUCGACAUAGAAGCAGGGCGAGUUCCGAUACCAGGUUAUCUUAGCUCAUCUUUUACUUUAGAAUUGGUUUAUAAUGGUGAUUUUGAUGCGUAUAGGAAGAGGCCUACCGCAGCUAGAGGUCCUGAUCAGGAGAGGAAGAAAGGGGUGCCAUGGACAGAAGAAGAACACAGGCGCUUUCUGAUGGGACUUCUGAAGUAUGGUAAAGGGGACUGGAGAAACAUCUCCCGGAAUUUUGUGAUUUCUAAAACUCCAACUCAAGUUGCAAGCCAUGCUCAAAAGUACUAUCAGAGGCAGCUUUCAGGAGGGAACGAUAAGAGGAGACCAAGCAUCCAUGACAUUACAACUCUCAAUCUCACCAACACUGCUUUUUCAGGCAAUCAUAAGCCUCCUUCAGUAAAUCAGUCUGAUGUGAUUGCAUUGCACCAAAAGCUGGCCAGCAUGCAUAAAGUAGGCCGUAAUUGGAAUCACCCCAAUGAUGGAUUAGCUAUAGCUUUCAAUUCAACUCAUUGGAACUCAUUUACAUGAUCUCAAUACCAGAUUGCUUCAUAUGGCCUGAAACUUUUGGGGCAAAAUCUGUAUGGCAGUGCUUAUCAUUGAACUCAUAUCAAACCGCAAAGCUCAGUGUUCUAAACCCUUACACGGUAUGAAAUGCAUGGAUAUAUAGGGCUGUUGUUUUCUGCUGUACUCAAUAUUUCAAUUUCAAAUCUAAUAAUGUUGAGAAUCCUUUUUCAAAAUGUUCCUGUGAUAGAGUAGAGGGAACACUACUAGGUUUACAUUAUGAAUGAAAAACAGCUGUUCGGAGUAUGAAUAAAAGAAAAACCAUCUUAGACCCUUACUAUUUUUUGCAUUUAUUCGUCAGACAAACAUUUAUCCAAGUUCUGGAUUCUCCGUUAGCUUUGGUAAUUUUCCUAGCUUUUGGUUUUCUCCAUUCUGAUGGAGGCUAAGGCCUUGUUCGAUGAUUAGUCACUUUGUCCAUAGCUGAACUGAACCUUGUGAGACCAAGAACCAAAAUACAAUGGCAUUAGCGGAUGUGUACGAGGCAAGAUCGAUGAUUUGUUAUUGAGAUAUUUA
Durio zibethinus is the source of this 2107-nucleotide messenger RNA. Lineage: Eukaryota; Viridiplantae; Streptophyta; Magnoliopsida; Malvales; Malvaceae. The record is from RefSeq and is a predicted model, not a curated record.